Thunnus maccoyii (southern bluefin tuna) is the source of this 901-nucleotide messenger RNA. It is a transcript of the gene vkorc1, whose product is annotated as vitamin K epoxide reductase complex, subunit 1. NCBI's taxonomy places the organism in Eukaryota, Metazoa, Chordata, Actinopteri, Scombriformes, Scombridae. Gene Ontology annotation, biological process: peptidyl-glutamic acid carboxylation; vitamin K metabolic process. Bases 177 to 686 code for a protein of 169 amino acids. The record is from RefSeq and is a predicted model, not a curated record. Gene Ontology annotation, molecular function: vitamin-K-epoxide reductase (warfarin-sensitive) activity. The transcript has 3 exons.
CCAAUGAAAUGCAGGGACCAAAAUCGCCUAGGCCAAUCAAAAGUGAGAAUCUGACUUUUAACACGUCGUCUUCACUAGGAGGACCACUGAAUGAGGGAGAAAGUCUAAAGAAAAGUCGCCCCAGCACACCGUGGCACUUUUACUCACCCUAUUCCUCGCUGGAGUUGUGAAUAAACAUGGCAGCGGCUGUUACUCAGGGGCUACCGAAGUGGGAGAGAAAAAUGCGCAUUUUUCUAUGCGUUUUUGGUUUGGUUUUGUCAGUUUAUGCGCUUCACGUCGAGCUGUCCCGAGAGAGUAACCCAGAUUACAGAGCGAUGUGUGACCUGGGGGAGUCUGUGAGCUGCUCCAAAGUUUUUACCUCCAGAUGGGGACGUGGUUUUGGUUUGGUCCAGUUCUUUGUUGCCAAAGAUAGCCCUCUGAACCAGCCCAACAGUGUGCUUGGCAUCAUAUUCUACACUUUGCAGCUGGGCCUUGGACUGACACUGUCCAAGAGAGCUGCCAUGUUUUUGGUUCUCUCGUCCUGGGUGUCUGUGGCUGGCUCACUCUAUCUCGCAUCUAUUCUCACCUUUGUUCUGGGUGAUUUCUGCAUGGUCUGCGUGUCAACAUAUAUUAUCAACUUUGCGUUGCUUUUCACCAACCUGAAACGAAAGAGCGCAAUUGAAGGAAUGAAGGAAAAGGCCGGAUAGAACGUGUUACUUGUGAAAUUCAACACCUUCUGUUUUUUGUUUUUUUUUCUGCUGACCUGAAGCUCACACUGGAUCUGAAAGCCGAUUCUUUCCCACAGUAUUUCUGCGCUGUUUACAACUGUUGAGACAUUUUAGAGAAACAGGACUGGAGAGGUAUUUCAGAAGAUCAUUUUCAGUACAGAAACUAAAUAAAGCAGCAACAUUUUUGAAUACAA